This is a messenger RNA of Carlito syrichta (Philippine tarsier), 2307 nucleotides long. RefSeq names its product TNF receptor superfamily member 11a (gene TNFRSF11A). NCBI's taxonomy places the organism in Eukaryota, Metazoa, Chordata, Mammalia, Primates, Tarsiidae. The record is from RefSeq and is a predicted model, not a curated record. Gene Ontology annotation, cellular component: external side of plasma membrane. The transcript has 14 exons. Gene Ontology annotation, biological process: mammary gland alveolus development; positive regulation of bone resorption; ossification. Gene Ontology annotation, molecular function: cytokine binding; tumor necrosis factor receptor activity. The coding region runs from base 1 to 2307 and encodes 768 amino acids.
AUGCACAAAGCAAACCAGGAGUUGGGUACUGGAACAGGAUCAGAGCAACACCAGCACAGGAUGGGCUUCAGGUGCUGUGGGAGGUCUGGGGAGCAGCUAAGUCCGCUAGUUUCAAGUUCUGUGUUAAAACGCUGGUAUUAUACAUUCUUGGGUGAAAUGAGCAAGAAUAGGAAAGUGACAUUUUUGGAGGUGAUACUACACAGAACAGUUCCAGAACUGUUUAUGGUGACUUUCCAGAUCACCCCUCCAUGUCACAGUGAGAGGCAUUAUGAGCAUCUGGGACGGUGCUGUAACAAAUGUGAACCAGGAAAGUACAUGUCUUCUAAAUGCACUACUACCUCUGACAGCAUAUGUCUGCCCUGUGGGCCAGACGAAUACUUGGAUACCUGGAAUGAAGAAGAUAAGUGCUUGCUACACAAAGUUUGUGAUAUAGGCAAGGCCCUGGUGGCCGCGGACGCCGGCAACCGCACCGUCCCUCGGCGCUGCGCCUGCAUGGCCGGGUACCACUGGAGCCAGGACUGCGAGUGCUGUCGCCGCAACCGCGAGUGCGCGCCGGGCCUGGGCGCCCAGCACCCGUUGCAGCUCAACAAGGACACGGUAUGCAAGCCUUGCCCGGUAGGCUUCUUCUCGGAUGACUUUUCCUCCACGGAUAAAUGCAAACCCUGGACCAACUGUACCAUCCUUGGAAAGACAGUAGAACAUCACGGGACAGAUAAAUCAGAUGUGGUCUGUAGUUCUUCUCUGCCAUCUAGAAGAUCACCAAGUGAGCCCCAGAAAUACUUGCCCAGUUUAAUUAUUCUGCUUCUCUUCAUAUCUGUGGCCAUAGUUGCCGCCGUCAUCUUUGGUGUUUACUAUAGGAAACAGGGGAAAGUACUCACAGCUAAUUUGUGGCACUGGAUCAACGAGGCUUGUGGACGCCUAAGUGGAAAUAAGGAGACCCCAGGAGACAGUUGUGUCAGUGCUCACACGCCAGCCUCUAGUCAGCACGAAGUGGGUGAAGGCAUCUUACUGCUGACUCUGGAGGAGAAGUCGUUUCCAGAAGAUAUGUGCUAUCCGGGCGGAAUUGGUGUCUGUGGGGGAGAGUGUGCAAGAGGUGGCCCCUGUGCACAGGGUGAAGAUGCCAGGAUGUUCUCCUUGGUCAGCGAGACUGAGAUGGAAGGAGACCCCUUCAGGCAGAUUCCCAUAGAAGACGAGUACUUGGACAGGCCCUCCCAGACCCCAGACUCUUUACUGCUCCUCACUCAGCCUGGAAGCAAAUCCACACCCCCUUUCUCUGAGCCCCUGGAGGUGGGGGAGAAUGACAGUUUAAGCCACUGCUUCACGGGGACAGAGAGCCUGGCGGAUUCGGAAAGCUGCAACUUAGCUGAGGCCCUGAGCAGGACUGAUUGGAUUCCUGUGUCCUCCGAACAGUAUUUGCAAAGAGAGGUGGAGGGUGGCAAUUGCCCCCACCGGGGAGCCAGCUCCAACUUGGCAGAUGGCUGCACAGGCUGCCAGAGCCCUCCUGGGGAGGGCCAUGAACCUCUCAUGGGUUCCUCGAAACGUGGACCCUUGCCCCAGUGCGCCUAUGGCAUGGGCCUUCCCCCUGAAGAAGAAGCCGGCAGGGCAGAAGGGGCAGACCCCUCUGAGGACGGGGCUGAUGGGAAGCUUCCAGGCGCCACCAGGGGAGGCACCGGGUCUGGAAGCUCCCCCGGUGAUCCGCCACCUGCAUCUGGAAAUGUGACUGGAAACAGCAACUCCACGUUCAUCUCCAGCGGGCAGGUGAUGAACUUCAAGGGCGACGUCAUCGUGGUCUACGUGAGCCAGACAUGUUUUGGGGUUGGAGACUACCGUGCAACCACUGGAUUCUUUUGGCCCAGGACAUUGAAAGGGAAGGAGGACACCAGGGGCUCUGAAGGAACCCCUGGGCCGGUGGCCUUGACAUGGCAGGCUCGUGGUAGAGAGUUGGGGCCCGACAGGCAGACGCUCCUGCGGGCCACCUCUGACUCAGUUCCAGAGAGGAUGGCAGAGCAUGCGAGCGAGGGAAGUCUGGCUUUUAUCCUGGAGCCCAAGCCUCCCCUCGUGGGUAGACAACGGCCGGAACUCCACCCCGCCGCCUGCCUUCCUCUCUCCGGCCAAGGGUACACGAAACUCAAGUUAUCGGGCGUCGAAGCAUCCGUGCUCAAUGAACACGCGUCCUGCUUAAAUCCGCGCUUAUUUGGAUUUAGGAAAUGCUCCAUCAUCCUGUUGACUCGGUGCCUAAAACAAGAGGCGGAUGCCGGGCCGCUGACGCAAAAGGGACGCCCCGGGCGGCCUCGUGCAUGUACUUAA